Molecule: messenger RNA, 876 nt
Organism: Geodia barretti
Lineage: Eukaryota; Metazoa; Porifera; Demospongiae; Tetractinellida; Geodiidae
Source: the annotation of a GenBank genome assembly
AUGGUAGCCGUUGACGCACAGGCACGGAUUGCUUUCGUGUCUGAGAGGGAUGGGAACCCUGAAAUCUACGUGAUGGUUGAUGGGAAGAAUCAGCGAAGACUCACUAAUACUCCCUCUGUUGAAUGGGAUCCCUCAUGGGCUCCGGGCGGUAAACGCAUUGUCUUUAGUUCCAAACGAGAUGGGAAUAGUGAAAUCUACGUGAUGGACGCUGAUGGGAAGAAUCCGCGAAGGCUCACCAUUAAUCGCCGUAACGAUUGGCAUCCCUCAUGGUCGCCGGACGGUGAACGGAUUGCUUUUGCGUCUGAUAGAGAGGGGAACUUCGCAAUCUACAUGGCAGACACCAAUGGGAAGAAUCCGCAAAGACUCACCAAUCAUCGCCGUAGUGAUUGGCAUCCCUCAUGGUCGUCGGACGGUGAACGGAUUGCCUUUGCGUCUGAUAGAGAGGGGAACUUCGCAAUCUACGUGAUGGACGUCGAUGGGCAGAAUCAACAAAGACUCACCAAUAAUCUCCGUAGCGAUUGGCAUCCCUCUUGGUCACCGGACGGUGAACGGAUUGCCUUUGCGUCUGAUAGAGAGGGGAACUUCGAGAUCUAUGUGAUGAACACCGAUGGGCAGAAUCAACAAAGACUUACCAAUAAUCUCCGUAGCGAUUGGCAUCCCUCUUGGUCACCGGACGGUGAACGGAUUGCCUUUGCGUCUGAUAGAGAUGGGGACUUCGAAAUCUACGUGAUGGGCGUCGAUGGGCAGAAUCAACAAAGACUCACCAAUAAUCUCCAUGGUGACGCUGAUCCUGCGUGGUUUGAUCCUGUUUUUGCAGUUGCUCCCGCAGGCAAAAAGUUCACGAUGUGGGGAUGGUUCAAACAGGUCAACCGAUAA